Messenger RNA from Helianthus annuus (common sunflower), 981 nucleotides. RefSeq lists its product as uncharacterized. The record is from RefSeq and is a predicted model, not a curated record. The coding region runs from base 1 to 981 and encodes 326 amino acids. Lineage: Eukaryota; Viridiplantae; Streptophyta; Magnoliopsida; Asterales; Asteraceae. The transcript has a single exon.
AUGCCUGUAUGGUGCCACAUGUUUGUACAAACUCUGACGGAGGGAGCCCGGCUCUGGUUUGACAGCCUCCCUCCGGGGGGAAUCGACAGUUAUAAAGAGCUAAGCGAGAAGUUCCUCAGGAACUUUGGUCAGCAGAGAAAAGUGGUCAAGAAUCCAAACGAGAUUCUACACAUAAGGCAGCGGGACAAUGAGCGAAUAGACCAAUACAUGGAGAGGUUUAUCAAGGAGAGCAUGAACAUCAAGGAUGUCCCGAAGGUCAUGAAGAUUAGCAGUUUCAUAAACGGGCUAAAGCAUGCACAGCUGUGUGAGAAACUGGGGGAGGAGUUCCCCCACUCGUUUGACAACCUCAUGGACAGGGUCAGAGCCUUUGUCAGAGGAAAAGACACAGUCAACAAAGCCAAGGAGACGGACGUCACACCUCGAAGAAUCACCCCAGCUGUAAAGCCUCCUGACAAAGGUACACCUUACUCCAGAAAACCCACUUUUGAUAGAAUGUUGCACGACAGGGCAAGGCCUUCGUACUCCCCAUAUAGACCCCAGGGGAGAGGUCUCCCUCCUUACUCUGAUAAUUUCACCCCUCUCACUAAAACCCCUAGCGAGAUACUGGCUACUGAGAGGGUAAAGAACUCCUUCCCAAUGCCACCACCCAUAAAACCUGGGCCAAAGGCACAACCAAGCGAGUAUUGUGACUUCCACAAAGGCUUUGGGCAUAAAACUGAUGACUGCAUGUAUCUAAAGAGAGAGAUAGAGGCUGCAGUGAAAACAGGAAGGCUGGCCCACUUGGUCAAGGAAAUCAAGGAGGGAGGAGGGGAUCGCAAGGGAAGAGAUGCAAGGGAGCUUGGGAGGGCAGAUGUGGAUAUGAUUAGAAGGAGGAAUGAAUCCGAUACCACCCGGAGUGUAAAAGCCAGGAUCCUGGGCUCCCCGAACUGCAUGAAAGCUCCCAUCCUCAUGCCACACUUGGAGGAAAAUGAAGUACAAUGA